Molecule: messenger RNA, 2464 nt
Organism: Lucilia cuprina (Australian sheep blowfly)
Lineage: Eukaryota; Metazoa; Arthropoda; Insecta; Diptera; Calliphoridae
Exons: 3
Coding region: 256-1581 (441 amino acids)
Biological process (GO): regulation of transcription by RNA polymerase II
Cellular component (GO): transcription regulator complex; nucleus
Source: RefSeq, a predicted model, not a curated record
CGCAGAUUUUGUUUUUAGUUAUUCGCCGAUAAUUGAUGUCAAAGGACGCGUUGCGACCGGUAUCUUACGGCGCGUAUAAUUAACAAGGAUACUAAGUAGGAGUAUUCGAUAGAGAAUUUAUAAUUUCCAAGUGCAUGAGAGUGUUAUAUAUAUAUGUGUGUGUGUGUGCGUGCUUACAUAUGUGUGUAUAUGUCUGAGUUUAUGUUUAUUAAAAAGGUUGUGAUACUAGAUUAAUUUGCAAAAAAAAGUAUAAUAAUGCCAAAAGAAGAUCCUUUUGUAAAUCGAGCCCAAUUGCUCAAAGCAAUUAAAAAAUAUCCUGAAAUCUGGGAUUCAAACAAUAAACUGCACAUGUGCCGUAGUGUUACGGCUCCCAUGUGGAAUGAAAUAGCCGAUCAAUUUGGAGGUCAUGUUCCCACCGUAAAGCUUCAAUCGAUUUGGAGUCAAAUGAAAUACCAUUAUCACAAUUUGGUGCAUAGACAAAUUUUGCACAAGGAACGUUUUACUACCAAAUGGGAACACUUCGAACCCAUGUCUUUUAUGUACAACAUUACCGUGGCCAAAAUAGUGGGUGCUUCCGGCACCAGCACAACCGAUCCAGCGGAAAUUCCUGAGAGUUUACCUUCACCACCGCCGCUGCCACAAUCCCAAGGACGUGGCAGACCUAGUGGCAGUUUUACCUGGUUGCCACCGGUUGCACCUCAAGCUGAAGUUAGUGUAGAAACUACACCCUUUACUGGAUUUACCGGGUUAGUUCCACCAGCAGCCGUAACUGUUGAAACUACUACAACACCCCUAAGAAAACCUGGACGUCCUGGUUCGCUCAACAAUAGCAUGAGGGGACGUAUAAUCGAUGCCAUUAAAGCUCGUCCCAUAUUAUGGGCUGGUCGUCAAAAAGAAGUUAAACAGGGACAAAAUCGUACUUCUGCUGUUUGGAAAGAAGUGGCGGUUGAAUUGGGUUUAACUCCAAGUUUAGUGCAGACACGUUGGUCGAUUAUCAAGCAACGUUUUGUUGAUGAGCUGCAAAAGGAACGUCAUGCCCGCUAUUCUCAAGAGGCUUUCCACUCUACGUGGGAGCAUUUCGAACGCAUGUCUUUUAUGCGUGAUAUAUUGGCUAAAAAAGUUGAUGAACGAGAACAAACUCGUGAACAUAUACAGGAAAUUGUUAGUGAAAAACAACAAUUGCUAAAUCACCAUCAUCAGCAACAACAGCAGCAGCAUCACCAACAUCAAAUACACAGUCCUCAACAACAGUCGCCACAGCAGAUACGUUAUAUACGUUCUACUACAUCAGGUGGUGUUAAUGCAACAACUGCUGCACUGGCUUCACCACAAACUCACCAUCAGCCAGCACAACAGCAGCACCAUCACCAUCUACAACAUCCACAAUUGAGCAUGUGUGAUGAGAAUGGCGAACUAACCGUACACAACACACAUGCCAACGGUGGCUUAGUGGGCCUUUUGCCAGGUCAUGCAAUUGUAACUAGUGCACGUAGACGAGUUAAGAAUGAAACCGAUUUAGAAUGGGAUCCCUUCGAGAUGAUCCUUCACGUACAGGCCGGUUCUGAGGCAGCUAACAAUUGAAUUGAUGCCAGUGCUGUUGUUAGUUUAUUUUUUAUUAAAAUAAUAAAAAACGAAGAAACUACUAGACGUGACCGUGGAAGACUGAUUAUAUAGAUUACACUUACACCACACACAAAAACUUAUUAUCAUUUAAUCAAAAAGUUUGUGCAUAAAAAAACUCAUAUACAUAUGUACAUUGAUACUCACGAUUUUCAUAAACUUUUUUUAUAUAACUUGUUUCGUUUAACAUGCAGUCACUUACUUAAUCUGGCGCACACUUACUAUACAAACUCAUAAUACUCAUACGUACAUAUGUAGAUAAAUAUUUAUACAUUUGAAUGUUUAUAAACAUACGUACAUUUAUAUCCACGUAUGUAGAAAUAAAUGUUUAUAUUCAAACACAUACACGUAUAUAUAUCAUUUGCAUUUAAGUUUUAUUUACACUCCCAUCUCUGUACCAAUGGGCAAAUUUGUGCAAACUAUAUACAAACAAAUGUAUCUGUUUGUAUACCAUGUGAAUGUGUGUAUGUGUUUGAAUGUGUAUUCAAAAUAAUGAUUAUUGAACAAGAACUAAACUGAAUUGUGUUGUGUGUGUGUGUGUGUAUUUUGCUUAUUUUUAUUCGCAACAAACAUUUAUUAUGACUUUCUUGUUCUGUUGUUUUCUUUUUUUCUUCUUAUACUUUUUUCUUUUUCUCAAAUGUAUAUUUUUUGUUGUUUCUUUUUCUGUCUUGUACAUUGUAUGUAUGUAUGUGGUUUUUUAUCUUAAAGAUACGAUAUAUUAUUUAGUAUGCAGCAGACGUACGAUAUUUUCAAUGUGAAUGUAAACAUUAAGAAUUGAGAUAUAAAAGUGUCAAUAAAUAAAAAAGUAACUCUUUUUUUCUAGAACUUAGGUUCAUUUAUCAUA